Eupeodes corollae is the source of this 5138-nucleotide messenger RNA. RefSeq lists its product as uncharacterized. The transcript has 6 exons. Gene Ontology annotation, cellular component: plasma membrane. The coding region runs from base 682 to 3990 and encodes 1102 amino acids. Lineage: Eukaryota; Metazoa; Arthropoda; Insecta; Diptera; Syrphidae. The record is from RefSeq and is a predicted model, not a curated record.
CUCCAGUCUACGGUCUCCAACCAAUUCCACUUCGAGCGGCGCGCGUUAAGUGGCUUUGUUUGCAUUAUUAUUGGUCUCAGUGUCGGGUAUUCAGAACGUCCGUCAGCUCGUAUUCACGCGUAUCGUCAUUAUCGUCGGCUUGGAGCACAUAGCGUAGUAUUUUGUUACUCAUUCAAUCUUAACGAGUAUUGUGUCCAAUAUAUAUACGAACGGUACUAUUCGAACCAUCCUGAGAUAAUUAGUUUGAUUGUGAUCCUUUCGGGCUGGAGGUGUUGCGCUUCCUCUUCUAUAAACCUACAAUCUUCCUCCUGAAUGUAUCGCCCUCUGGCGGACUCAUGUCAGUAAAACCAACAAUGCUGAAACCUGUCAUUGGAUCUAAAAUUAAAUAAAAAAAAAAUCAAAAUUCAUCUCCAAAGGACAAACACCACUCCGCCUCCGGCCACAACAUGAUGAUGAUGUUAGUGUUAGAAGAAAAAUUAUGAAAUAGUUUUUGGAUACUUCAGGGACUUAACCCUCCAACUUUUCAAACAAAACGAAAAAAAAAACGAUAUCAUUUGUGUUGAUGUGUUGUUUUUUUUCUACAAAACUCUAUUUUUAAAAUUUCAAAAAUUCAACUCAAAAAUCACAACAAAGAAAACCUAACACCUGACAAAAAAGAAAAAACAAAAACAAAUCAUCACUAUGUACAGUCAAAUUCUAGUCUAUUUUGGAAUACUCUUAGUUAUAAUCACUAGUAACAGUUAUGCGAGUGUUCAGGUUAAUCAUCAAUCACAACAUGAUGUGACAAAUGAUAUUCCAUCAGUCGAUAAAAUGGAUCAAUUACCAAUUCCAAAGGAUCAAACUCUAAUUGUACGACUGCCAUCAAAUACACUGCUCAAAUAUACAGCCUACAAGGAUGUUUCGAUAUUGCAUUUUCGCAUACCGCCAGAUUCGAAGACAGCUUAUUUUACAUUCAAAGCAUUGGAGGAGUCAAAAAGUGCCUUUCAUAGAGUUUGUAAGCCCCGUGAUGUAACACUUCAUUUAAAAGCCGGCAGUUAUCCUGUGAUAAGUCCAGAAAAUAUUACAUUCCCAAGAAACUUUUUAAAUGCCGACCAAAGAUUUAAGAUAUACGAUCUGCAAUUCAAAUCAGAUGGCAAACAACAACGUAUAACUGUCGAAGGACCACAAAUGGGCAAUUGGUUUGCGGUGGCAUUUCUUAGUUGGACGGAUCCCAAUAACGACCGUAUUGAGCAACAAGGUUUAGCUGCUUCAUGUGAGACUCUCCUGUUGGCCGAAAUGUCCGUGUCACGUUUUAUUCCAAUUAUUUUAAAUAGUGGACAAGUACAUAAUGGCACCCUAACGAGUACGGACCUAAACAAUGCAACAUCUACAUCGGGAACGGCAUCGGCAUCGGCGCUGACCAAUGCCACAUUCACAAACCAAGCGGCUCUAAAUCGACCAAACACAACAACGUCAUCAUCAUCAUCAACUCCAAGCAACGAGCCACAACAACCAACAUCAUCAUCACCCCCAACGACGACGACGACGACGAGGUCAGCGGCAGCGGCGACAAUGACAACGACUGCAACAGCGACUACAAGUACGACCUCGUCGUCAUCAUCAGCUUUUACAUCAAGCUCAUCGUCGACGACGACGACGAAUGCCACAAUCGCCACAAACAGUGAAAUCAUUUAUAAAUUCUAUGUGCCCGAAAAUGUUGGUGUUGCCACCGCAAGAAUAACAAUUGGCAAUGGCUGCCUGACAUGUCCGGAUGUUGGUUUCUAUAUCCAGGCAAAUGCACUGCCCACUGACACCAAUUACAUCCAAAGUACAAUCAUAAAGCCCAACCAAACUGGUGAGAUAUCCAUUGAGUUCUAUGUGCACUCGAGUGCCUGGCACUUUAUCCGGCUUCGAUUCGAACAGUUCCAAGAGCCCUCCGCCGCAUCAAUGUCAGCAGCAGCAUCAGCAUCAGGCGAAUCUGCUGGAUCUGUCGUAUCGGAGGGAACACCGUCAACAGCCUCUGUUUACCCUGCCUCCGCCGCUGCUGCUGCAUCAUCAGUCAGCAGGUCGUCUAGGGCAUCGUCAUCUAUGCAUCUUGAGGGUUUUACCGAUAAUCAGAGAAUUCAACAUCUGUACGCCAUUGAUGAGUACCAGAGGUGGGUGGACAGUGCAAGCGGAAUGGCUAGUACCGUCAAUCCGGAUUCUGCCGAUGACGAUGUCUCUGGCCACACAACAUCGAACACCACUUGGUACGAGAUGGAAUACUCGCUGCAAAUUGAUUUCCAUAAUCUGGCAACAGAGGACGAUGAGGAGACGGACGGCGGUGGUGGUGGCGGCGGCAGCGAGGCUGGCAGUGUCCCUUGGAAACCAAUAAUCUACCGGGACAUGGAAUUUUACCCACUCCUACGACAGACCUACAGAGAGUUCUUCAUGUUCGACUACGAUCUCAUACCGGACAGCAAUGGGACAGUUCCGCUUGUGCUAAAUCUAACCGCAGGCACACCGGCCGGUUUUAGUUUUGAGGUUGGCGAUGUUUAUGACAUCGGAGGGACUCUAAGCUUUGCCGUUUCUAUGAAGCACGGCCUCAAAGGACUCGAUUUGAAAGGUACACCUCUGCCAUCGACCGAACGCAGUGGCAUUUUGGCAGAGAAACUUAUUGGUCGGCCGCCGGUUGGAAAGGACUCCGAUGACAAAGAGGAGGACGAUCAGGCUUUGCCUCGCAGUAACCAGACUAUAAUCGUUUGCAUGCGAAUGGGAGAACCUGGGGAGCCGACUUGGCCAGACAAAUGCCGCUAUGGAAGGAAAGUUCUGCCAGCAUCCAGCAUAGUAAACAACACCGACUCAAACACCAGCACCGGACUGAUUCAUGUUCCGUUCCCGGAAAGUGGUCAGUGGUAUGUAACCAUGGGGCUCUAUUGUCAUGGAGCAGAGACUGCAGCACGAGUAACCAUCAUAGACAGUGUCAAAGAGUUCGUUAAGAAAUACGUGGGGAUGUUGGAGACAAUGCGACCACCCUGUGCCUGUGCCCAUGCCGCAAAGUACUACCAGACGUGCAUAAACGACAGGAAAUGUGUGGCACAGAUGAACGAGACUGAAACCCUCAAGAUCAAAGAAUGCAUGAUGGACUCAAAAUGCUCCGAUGACUUCGUUGAUAUGACGAAAAAGUUUGAAAGCCACCACAAAUUUGCCACCGAGCAACACUUCGCUUUGGACAAUUGCAACACCUCGGUGGUGUUUACGAUAUCGUCGAGUCCCUGUGUUGCGGGUCGAUGUGGCCGCUUCGGCAGGUGCUAUCACUAUAUGUCGGGAGGCUUUGUCUUCUCCACUUGUGUGUGUAUGAAGGGUUAUCGAGGAUGGGACUGCACCGAGGACGCACAGGUUCCUUCGAGCAUUUCAAUUCUUGUCGCAUCACUACUCCUUACACUUAGCAACCUCCUUUUCAUACCCAGCAUUUACAUGGGCGUCCGCAGGAAGUACUACACCGAGUCAGUGAUUUACUUCUUUGCAAUGUUCUUCUCCACAUUCUACCAUGCCUGCGAUUCCGGUGAGGAUGAGUACAGCUUCUGUCUGGUGAAGAUCGGGGUGCUGCAGUUCUGCGACUUCUAUUGCGGCCUUCUGGCAAUCUGGGUGACACUAGUGGCAAUGGCCCAUAUACGGCCGCAAUUCGUCUCCCUGCUGCACAUGUUGGGCGCCAUUUUGUUGGCUUUCGGAACGGAACUCAACAAGCAAAGUCUUUGGGUUUUCCUAGCCCCAGCUCUCACAGGUAUCUGCAUAAUAUCGGCGAGUUGGGGACUUCGCUGCCAGAAAUCACGCAAACUGUUCCCCGCCAAAAAGUACCUCAGCCUCUACAUGCCCCUCGGAACGGUGCUCGUCAUGGUGGGCCUCGUAUGCUACGCCUUCCUCCAAACCAAGCAAAACUACCACAUCGUCCACUCAAUAUGGCACAUCGUGAUGGCCCUCAGCAUCCUCUGCCUGCUGCCCAGCCGGAAGUCCUUCAUCCCGAAGUGCUAGCAUUCGGCUUAUACUCGAGAGUUUCUACUCAUCGAACAGGAGUUCUAUAUGUGAAUUUCGGAGCACCAAUCGUAGCAGUAACAGCCUCAGCAACAGCAACAGCGACUCCACUUCUUCUUCUUCAUAUAUGCCACUAUUGCCGCGCAAGCUAAAACAACCUUUAACUAAGCGAACAAAACAGAAUAAGAAACAAAAUAAAGCUUCUCGUACUACUAUAACUACUACAGAUCCGGCUACGCAAGUAACGGAACUGCAUCCUUUAAUAGAAGUGAAAACAUGACCUAAACUAAACUUUUUUUAAGCAUGAUAAAAUGAGAUAGAUAGAUGAAGAGUAAAAGUAACAAAAAGAGAAAACAAAUAUUUUUUGAGUAUAAACCAAAGGAAAACUUAAGACAUAAACAAAAACAAAAAAACAAAUCACAGAGCCUUACUAGAAUUGAGAUUAAAAAUAUAAAAAAAAAAACUACAAAGAAAUUACUUUUAAACAAACAAACAAAAAGAAAUCAACAUAAAGUAUAAAAUUAAAUAUUAUAUAAUUAUUAAAAAUAUUUUAGUGUGUAAAUUUGGAAAUGUAAAGUGUAAAUUUUAGAAAAAAAAAAAACAAAAACCAAAAACAAAAAUCGAGCUCAAGAGUUAAAAUUAAGAAAAAUAAAAUACACAGCAGGCAUAGAUAUGUAGGAAAAUCCCUGAAACGCCCAAAAUUCGUAAAUGUAAAUUUUUGUAACUGAUGGUAAUGAUAACAGUAAGAACAAACAGUGUUGUAUGAUGUAUAUCUAAUGUACAGUGUUCUCUAUUUUAUACAAAGAUUCUAGGAUUUUUAUUUUGUGAGCGCUGCUAAAACAAAAAUAUUAUUUUAUAAAAUUAAAAUUAAACAAAAACAAAACAAACAAACAAAAUAUGCUUUGGAUAAGCUUUUAGUAUAUAGAUAGGUAGAUAUACAAACAAACAAACAUACAAACAAGCAAACAAACAAAACAAAAACAAACAAUUAUUUAUGUUGACAGUGUUUAUUUUGUGUUGUUAAAAUAACUAUAUACAAUUUAUUUGAUAAUACAAUAUUUAGUUUAAAGCUUUUAAAGAAAGAAUUUAUUUAAAUGUUUAAGUUUGAUUUUAUUUUAAUAAAUUUUAUUUUUAUAUUUUAUGUUAAA